AUGAAGGCAAUCAAAAUUAAAUUUAUGUCUCGCAUUUUUGACCCAAGAGAAGAUUCGAUGUCAGCUCCUAUCGAAAAAGAAGAAACUUCGCCAGUAGACUCCGCUACUAACACCAAUACCGCUCAAGACAAAUGUCCAUAUCCAUUAACAAUUGAUUGCCUUGAGGAAAUUCUUUCACAUUUAAUCGAUGAUAAACUUACAUUAUUUUCUUGUAUAAUGGUGAAUAGUUUAUGGUUAAACCUAUGUAUACCAUUUUUAUGGAGUAAUCUAUUUGAUAAUUUUCUCCAUCAAACAAAUCAAUCACGGUUGAUAAGAACCUACAUUUCUUGCUUACCCAUACAAGACAAACAAAGACUACUUAAAUAUAAUUUAAAUAAUUCGAGCAACAACAAGAAGAAAUUUUCAACCUUUAUGAUGCAAACUCAACAGUUUCCUAUAUUUAACUAUAACAAGAGAAAUUUAAUAAUGAAACCUUUAUCACGAAUCUCACUAAACGAGGAACCAUUAUUUUUCUAUCCUAAAUAUUUGAAAAGUUUAAAUUAUGACAAGUUUGAUUUCGCGAUAAAAGGAUAUUGUUUAGCUUAUUCACAUCAAAAUCAUGGACAAUAUAAAAGAUUGGUAUUUGAAUUAUUAAAAAAUUUAAUAUUUAAUAAUGAAAUGGUCUGUUUGAGAGAUUUAAAAAUCAAAUUUAAUCAUGAAAUUGAAUCACCUUUACAUAACACGGCAACGACCAUCAUGAAGACAUCAAUAAAUACUUUUAUUAAAUUAACCACAUUGGAUUUAAGUUAUAGAUAUUCAAGCGAGACCGAUGAGAUGAUAAUUCCACAACAAAUUUCAAAUAUUUGUACGCAUUUAUCAAUACAUUCAACUCACAUUCGACACCUUACGAUUUAUAUCACUCAAAAAUGGUGGGGGGAUGAAUUUAGGCAACAAAUUUGUGAUCCAAUUUUUAAAUUGAUCAGAUCUCAAAAAAAUUUAAAAUACCUUUCUAUCAAUGAAUUUUGGAAUAAUAAUAAAUGUCAAUUAAAUAAUAAGUAUGAUAGUGUUGAUAGGUUGGAUAUGGGCAUUGAAUAUUCAAAACAAUUUUAUCAGAUUUUAUUACAACAAACCAGCAAUACUUUGGAAUCUUUACAAUUUCAUGAUUUAACCCAAUUUAAAUUAUUAUUAAAUAUCCUUAAUCAUUUCAAAAGACAUUUUUCCAUAAACAAUAAUGAUGGUGGUAAUUCAAUUAUAAUUCACUCUUUGAUCUCCCCUAUAAUAAUAUCUUCAAACAAAUCUCUUGAAUCCCUUUCAUUAAGUGAGGUAUCCAGAGAUAUUUUAUUAUCCAUUACAAAUCAUUGUCCAAAUGUAUCAAAUUUAUCCCUUUCGUUAAAUCCUUCUUUAUCACCCGAAUUUUGUGCUUUAUUAAUGUCCCUUUCUAAAUUACAAUCCCUUAAGAUAAAUAAAUCCUUUUGUAAUAUUUCAUUUACUGCCACUGAUUUAAUUAAUUUGGCCAAUUCUUUACCAACUAGUUUAUAUUAUUUUAACACUGAUAUCUUUGAUAAUUCGAAAUUUUUAAAUUAUUUCUUAGAAAAUUGUAAUGUAGAUUUAAAUUUAUCUAUAUUGGAGGUUUAUCAAAAUGUUGUUGAUGAUGCUGCAUUAAUAGCCGUUUUGAAUUAUAAACAGAAAAAUGGUGUUAGACUAAGAGAAUUUAGAUAUAGUGGAAUGAGUAUCAUGUUUAGCACUAGAAUUUGGGAAUCAACUAAAAAGAUUCUACCUGAUCUUGUAAAGGUUUAA
This is a messenger RNA of Funneliformis caledonium, 1776 nucleotides long. The record is from the annotation of a GenBank genome assembly. NCBI's taxonomy places the organism in Eukaryota, Fungi, Glomeromycota, Glomeromycetes, Glomerales, Glomeraceae.